AUGGAUGGAGUCUGUAUCCGCGUCGGGCCCACGAUCAAAUAUCUGGGCCUGACGCUGGACGGUCGAUGGGGAUUCGGGCCGCAUUUCAGGCAGCUGGUCCCUCGGGUUCGCAAGGCAGGACAGGCUCUGGUCGGUCUCAUGCGGACCCAGGUGCUGACCGGAUACAGUUGCUUUGGAAAGUACCUUCAGCGAAUAGGGAAGGAACCCACCACCGAGUGCCACCACUGCCCGGAGCGGAAGGACAUGGCGCAUCAUACUCUGACUUUGUGCCCGGCAUGGAGUCAGGAGCGCCGUGUCCUGGCCCGGGCGGUGGUGUGCCGGGUGGAAGCACUCUCGUUCCCGCGCAUGGUACCGACCGAAACGACCAUGUCCGGUCAGCACCUGCGUCAAAUGGAAGGCGAGUCCACGCCCCCUCCUGUCUGUCAGUUCAGGUAG
Molecule: messenger RNA, 435 nt
Organism: Harpegnathos saltator (Jerdon's jumping ant)
Lineage: Eukaryota; Metazoa; Arthropoda; Insecta; Hymenoptera; Formicidae
Exons: 3
Coding region: 1-435 (144 amino acids)
Source: RefSeq, a predicted model, not a curated record